Messenger RNA from Schistosoma curassoni, 1301 nucleotides. NCBI's taxonomy places the organism in Eukaryota, Metazoa, Platyhelminthes, Trematoda, Strigeidida, Schistosomatidae. The record is from the annotation of a GenBank genome assembly.
AUUAUUACUCUUCAAUAAUGAAAUUGUUAUUCACACAAAUAAAAAACAGUUUCAAAAAAUAAAAUACAUUUAUGAAUAAUAUUAAAACAAUUUGUUUUUUGAAGAUACGAAAAGUCUACCGCAAGGUUACUUGCAAAAAGAAGCCCGAAAACAAUAAACUGAAAGAUGGUUUGGAUGAUCUUAAACAAGAAUUGGAUAUGGAUGAGCACAAAAUACCGCUUGAAGAGUUGUAUGCUCGACUUAACACCGACCCUGAAAAUGGAUUGAAAUCUGAAGAAGUUAAAAUUCGAUUAGAACGUGAUGGACCUAACGCACUGACACCUCCAAAAACGACACCAGAAUGGGUGAAAUUUUGUAAGACACUGUUUGGUGGAUUUUCAAUGCUACUUUGGAUCGGUGCCAUUCUCUGCUUUAUUGCGUACGGUAUUCAGAGAAGUGCUGAAGAUGAAGAUGUAAAGGAUAAUUUAUAUCUUGGUAUUGUUUUACUCGCUGUUGUUGUUAUUACUGGAUGUUUUUCAUAUUAUCAAGAAUCAAAAUCAUCACGUAUUAUGGAUUCAUUUAAAAAUUUAGUUCCACAAACUGCACUUGUCAUACGAGAUGGUUUAAAAACUGAAGUACCAGCAGAAAGUAUAGUUGUUGGUGAUAUAGUUGAAGUGAAAUUUGGUGAUCGUAUUCCAGCUGACAUAAGAAUUAUUACUGCAAGUUCAUUUAAAGUAGAUAAUUCAGCAUUGACUGGUGAAUCAGAGCCCAAUCACGUACAACAGAGUUUUCUAAUGAAAAUCCAUUACGAAGAGCGAAUGUCCGGCGUUUUAACCGGCUUUAUUCGAAGAGACAAUUCUAUUGUACCACCAGGUAUCAAUGUUGUUAAUUUUGAUAAUUAUCCAACAAAAGAAUAUCAACGUAUGUGGAUAAGUAAAUAUUUAAAAGCUAAAAAUUAUUAUGAAAAAAAAUUCAAUCAACAAACGGAAAUUAUUCAUAAUGGAUAUUCCACUACUCCUAUAAUGAUCAAUUCACAUUCGAAUCAUAUGGAUCAAUAUCAUAAUAAUAGUAAUAAUAAUAAUAAUAAUAAUAAUAAUAAUAAUAAUAAUAAUAAUAAUAAUAAUUGUGAAAAUGAAAGUUUACUUGAGAAAUGGUUGAUUGAAGUGAAUAAUUUCGCUCUGUCGGCUCACUUGUUCUGGGGUGUUUGGGCAGUAAUAUUAUCGGUUCAAGAACAGACGAAAUUCGAUUAUUUAUCAUAUGGUAUCUCUCGUAUCAAUCAGUAUUACGCAAUGAAAAAUCAUCUUCUUACAAUGAAUUCAUAA